AUGUUUAACCAGUUCGUACUAAAAUCCGACGAAAGCUCCAGCGAGAGGGAAGAAAGACAGGAAUGUAAACUCGAGCGUCGGUCCAACCGCAUACCUAUUGCGUUUUCUGGAUUCCUUUCUGUAUACACGCGUCGUCUCGAUCGAAUCGGAGCCCCCACGGCUUUCAAAAAGUGGUUCCUGGCCGACGACCAACGGAGUGGUCCCGUACGGCAGGACUACGAGAGUCGAGAACAGCCACCCCGAAUUGGUGUUGUAUUCUCCAGGGAAGAGCGCAGGCAGUCAGAGGCCCGACGUGGGGAUGGGCCUGGUGACAUACUUCAGAAGGCUCUGGAACUCUCGAAUCGGCUCUCCCUCCGCUCCAAGAAAAGUGCCACAGAGAACCUUGAAGCUCAUGAGGAAUACAUAUAUCUCCAUCCAAUAGCGUCAUCGCCUGCAGCGGAGGGAGUCCGCUCACACGGAGCGGAGCCCGCACUCCUUGCGCUUGUGGUUGUUGAUACCGAGUACCUAACCUGGGUUUUGGGACGGGAUACAGUAUGGGCUGGAGAAUCCGACCAAGCCGCAUUGUGCUGA
Aspergillus ochraceoroseus IBT 24754 is the source of this 570-nucleotide messenger RNA. RefSeq lists its product as uncharacterized. Lineage: Eukaryota; Fungi; Ascomycota; Eurotiomycetes; Eurotiales; Aspergillaceae. The record is from RefSeq and is a predicted model, not a curated record. The coding region runs from base 1 to 570 and encodes 189 amino acids. The transcript has 6 exons.